This is a messenger RNA of Planococcus citri (citrus mealybug), 2185 nucleotides long. RefSeq names its product Tetraspanin 26A (gene Tsp26A). The coding region runs from base 288 to 1259 and encodes 323 amino acids. The record is from RefSeq and is a predicted model, not a curated record. Gene Ontology annotation, cellular component: plasma membrane. NCBI's taxonomy places the organism in Eukaryota, Metazoa, Arthropoda, Insecta, Hemiptera, Pseudococcidae. The transcript has 10 exons.
UUGUUUUUUUUUUCGUUGUUUGUCUUCGUCUUCGUAUCAAUUUUGGAAAAAUCUGUCUUGUUCUUAUCUACUUUGGGGCUCAGUGUAAAAAUUUUCGUGGUGUAGUUUUUCAUUUUCUGCAAUUGUAAAACGCACUUUGCAGAAAAGCAAAUGAUCUCUUGCCGUAUUCUUUAGGUAUUAAAAAUGUCAUAUUGUGUGUCACUGCCUUGCUAGGCUACGAACGUAGUUGUCAAAGUGACAACCAACUUUGAUCAUUAUAAUGAAGACUUGAAUUCGAGUUCAUCAUAAUGCCUGUGUUACAUUACAGACAAGGUAGAAACGAUGUAAAUUGCUUUCUAAAAUACCUGUUAUUCAUCGCUAAUUUCAUGUUAUGGUCAUUUGCCAUUUUGAUUUUGACGAUUGGAAUAUGGUCGUGGAGCGAGAAAGAUCGCUUCAGCAACUUCGGUAAAUUAGCCCACGUUGUAUUGGAUCCAGCAUUCGUGUUUUUUAUCCUUGGUACUGUUGCGUUUGUGAUCGGUUUCACCGGAUGCGUGGGAGCGUUGAGAGAAAAUACUGUGUUGCUGUAUUCGUAUGCGAUAUUUUUGGCUGUGCUACUUCUUUUUGAGAUAACGUGUGGAGUUUUAUUGGCUGUUUUCAAAGAUUGGAUCAAAGCUGAGGCAGCACAAGGUUUUCAAACGUUUAUUAUACGUUAUCGCGAAGAUCCCGACCAGCAAAAUUUUAUUGAUUGGGUUCAAGAAGAAUGGCUUCAAUGUUGCGGUAUCGAUGGACCCAAAGACUGGGACAAAAAUAAUUAUUUCAACUGUUCGUCUCAAGAUAUAGGUAGCCGUGAAGCAUGUGGAGUACCAUUUUCUUGCUGUAAAAAGAAACCGAAUGAGGUAGUGAAAAACAAGCAGUGUGGCUACGAUGUGCGCAAAACGAAUUACUAUGCCGAUAAAUGGACGACUUUAUUACUAACGCAAGACGAAGGCGAUAGUCCUAUUUAUGAAAAUGGUUGUAUCAAAGCUCUGGAAGAAUGGCUCGAAAAAAAUUAUUUCACCAUAAACCUUAUCAUUUUUUUUACAAUAGCCGUUCAGAAUUUAGAUAUUAGUAAAACGAUAAACGAAAAAGGCUGCUUGCAAGCCCUCGAAGAUUGGAUCGAACAGAAUUUGCUUUGGAUUACCAGCAUUAUGAUUUUAUCGACUUUUUCCAAGGUACUUGGUAUAAGCUUCGCUCAGAAUCUAAGAUCUGACAUAAUUGCUCAAAAAGCCGCAUGGUAUUGAAUGUGAUUCCUGUGAUAACGGUGCUUUUACCAUAAAUAUUCGACUAAUUUCUAUAGUUAACGAAUAAGGUUUUUUUCUUUUUUUUUUUUUUUUAAUGACUGCUGUCGAUUAUUGACAACUAUUCAUCGCCGCUGAAUGUUGUAUUUUAAUGUUCUUGCCGUUUUAGAUCGGUAUAAAUUUGUAAUACUCUCGGAAAACGCGUGUAAAAUGAGUUUUCUUCGCCGACAUGUGUACUCCUAUUGAUAUCUUUCCAUUUCCAAAGUAUAGAGCUUUUCUCAGUAGCUGUAAGACAUUUGGAGAAAAUUUUAAAAUGUGAUAAUUAUUACGAGUAUUAUUUUGUUAGUUUUAUAAGUGUUACGUUAUUUCCUCUUAUUUAAAAAAAAAAAUUAAUAUACCUAACUUACAUUUGUUCGUAGGUGUGUAGAUGUUGCGGUACUUUUGCAGAAGUGUUUCAGAAUUAUUUCAAUUUAUCCGCUCUCGUGUUAUUAGUUAUUGAGGAAGUUACGAUAAAUAAAAUAUAAAAUUUUAAUUAGAAUCACGCACAUUUCUAAAACAUUUUCCCGCUCUGAGUUAAAAUUUAUACAUAAUGCGCAAUAUGACUCUGUUUUCGUUUUCAAUCGGUUCCGAAAACUUUUCAUCAUUUGAAACACUUCUGCUAAAGCAUAGGCCUAAAUUCAUUCCAGCGUGUUUAAUUAUGCUGCGAUUGUUGGUACUGGUACAUCUACAUACGUCUAAGUUCGUAGCAACGUGUACGUUGGUAUUAAUUAUUUAUAAUUUCCCCGCUCCAUUGAUUCUUACGUUUACAUUUUUUAACAUCGCUUUACUCCGUAUCAUAAUUUUUAUUGCAACGAUUAUAUUUUAUUUUCAUAAUUUGUGAUGCAUGUGUAUUUAAAAAAAAAAAAAUACAAGGUAAUUAUUAACUUAUA